AUGUCGGCGCACGUCUGCGGCGGCUUCACGGAGGAGCGGCCACUCGACGAGGAGGCCGCGGGCGUCCUGGAGUCGUGCCGCGCCGAGAUCGAGGAGAAGGUCGGCGCCGGUUACGUCGCGGACAUCGUGAAGACGCAGGUCGUCGCCGGGAUGAAUUUCUCGUACCGCGGCAAGCUCGCGAACGGCAAGCACGCGAGCGUCAAGAUCUUCCGCCCGCUCCCCCACACGAACCAGCCGCCGCGCGUCACCAACGUCCUCGUCGCGUCCGUCGAGGGCGACACGAUGACGGUCGAGAAGAUGUGGGACGAGGCCGUCCAGGGCGCCGCCGCGGAGUGA
Pelagomonas calceolata is the source of this 336-nucleotide messenger RNA. The record is from the annotation of a GenBank genome assembly. NCBI's taxonomy places the organism in Eukaryota, Pelagophyceae, Pelagomonadales, Pelagomonadaceae.